AUGGUUUCUUCACGCGGAUCAGGCCCGUCGGGCAAGGCACCUCCCAAGUCGAGUGGCAUCACUGUCCUAGUGGUAGGCUGUGGAAUAGGUGGACUGGCGACGGUGAUUGAAUGUCAGCGAAAAGGUCAUAAUGUGAUCGCCGUCGAUCAACAGCCGGAAUUGCGUCCCAUUGGCGACAGCAUCGGCAUUGCGAGCAAUGCAGCGGGAGUGGUAUACAAGUGGGGAGAAGGCUCUGUAGAUGCAGCUCUGGCACCAUUGAUCAAUCUUCCCGACGUAAUGAACAUUUGUGACUCGUCGGGCAAUGUGUAUGUGAAAAGUGGCAUGGCAGGCUAUGGUGCAGGCCACGGCUAUCCAUGUCACCGGGGUGAGGCGGCAAUGGUCUUCUACGAGUACGCCAGAUCGCUGCCCGGGGUGGAAUUCCGCUUGGGCCACCGCAUCACGGACUAUUGGGAGACUGAAGAUAAAGCUGGGAUCACGAUCAACGGCGAGAAAAUAGUGGCCGACUGUGUCAUUGCAGCCGACGGCGUCCACAGCAAAGCCCGCAAGUACGUUACUGGUGACGGUGGUGCACCUCAUACGUCCGGCUACGCCAUGUACCGAGCAUGGUUUGAUGCAGAGGAAGUCGCCGCCGACCCCGCGUCGCGCUGGAUCGUCGCGGACACGGAGGGGAGAGAUCGUGACAACACGUGGGUGUUCAUUGGACCAGACAUCCAUUGCCUGCUGGGGACGGCCAAAGGAGGCAAAGAAGUUUUCUGGAUGUGCACACACCAGGACGUGUUCGACAUCGGUGAAUCAUGGUCAUUCCCGGGCAAGGUCGAAGAUAUGCUCAAAUACGUUGCCGACUGGCCCAUGCUUCCCAAACUCAAAGCCGUGGUGGAAAAGACACCGCCCGGGAGGUUGAUCGACUUUAAGCUACUAUGGCGAGAUCCGUUGAAGACGUGGAUUUCGCCCGCCGGUCGCAUCAUGUUGAUCGGCGACGCAGCGCACCCAUACUUGCCGACCUCGGGUCAAGGCGCCGGGCAGGCGAUCGAAGAUGCUGCCACCGUGGCCAUCGCGCUCGAACUCGCUGGGGCGAAGAAUGUGAAGAAAGGACUAAGGACCGCCGAGAAACUGAGGUACCAACGAGCAUGCAAGAUCCAGCGCAUGGGCAUCGAAACCCGAGACGCGUGGCACAAAACCGACUGGUCGGCCGUGGGCAAGAACACCGCCAUGCUGGAGAUGCCUCGUCCGGACUGGAUCUUUGGAUUCGACUGCCAGAAGUACGCAUACGACGAGUUCGACAAGGCUCUGGAAGCCGUGGAGAAGGGCACGGAAUACGUACCGCACAACAUUCCCCCAGAUGAUGUGAACCACCGAACGCAAGAUUUCAGAGCCAGCGAGACUCUGGCACAACGGGCCAAGCUCACGGCGGUGGCAGUCCAGCAGGAGCUGGGCACGGCGCCAAAGAAUGGCGAGUUCUUGAGAAGCAAGCUUUAG
This is a messenger RNA of Exophiala mesophila, 1476 nucleotides long. RefSeq lists its product as uncharacterized. Gene Ontology annotation, molecular function: FAD binding; monooxygenase activity. The transcript is spliced from 4 exons. The coding region runs from base 1 to 1476 and encodes 491 amino acids. Gene Ontology annotation, biological process: secondary metabolite biosynthetic process. Lineage: Eukaryota; Fungi; Ascomycota; Eurotiomycetes; Chaetothyriales; Herpotrichiellaceae. The record is from RefSeq and is a predicted model, not a curated record.